Molecule: messenger RNA, 1312 nt
Organism: Fragaria vesca subsp. vesca
Lineage: Eukaryota; Viridiplantae; Streptophyta; Magnoliopsida; Rosales; Rosaceae
Exons: 5
Coding region: 168-1235 (355 amino acids)
Source: RefSeq, a predicted model, not a curated record
AGUUUUUUUAUACCUACUUCAAUCAGUCAAAAAGUUCAAACCUUUCUUGCUCCCUCCCUCUUUAACUGAUACAAAGUAAAACCCUUUCCACCAUUUCCCAUCUGCAAGUCAAGAACCCAAGAACCCAUCUUCCAAAUUCCUCAAGCCCAUCAAAGAGACUCCCCACCAUGACAGGGAUGAUUUCAAACACAGCUGUGGUGGUGAUGGGUUUCUUGGGAAUGCUUUACAUGGCAACUCAGCUUCCACCACCACAGACAUCUGCUCUGCCUGACGAUCCUUCUCCAACCUCACCAAGAAUCAGGCUUGCUGAUGGGAGGCAUCUGGCUUACAGAGAAAGUGGGGUUCCCAAGAGCAGAUCAAAGUUCAAGAUCAUCAUAGUUCAUGGCUUUGGAAGCUCUAAAGAAAUGAGUUUCCAUGCACCCCAAGAAAUGAUAGAUGAGUUGGGGAUAUAUUUUCUGCUAUAUGACCGGGCUGGUUAUGGAGAUAGUGAUCCAAAUCCAAAGCGGUCAGUGAAGAGUGAAGCCCUUGACAUCGAAGAACUAGCCGAUCAGUUACAGCUUGGAUCAAAAUUUUAUGUGAUUGGAGUAUCAAUGGGAUCAUACUCUACCUGGAGUUGCAUCAAAUACAUCCCACAUAGGUUAGCUGGUGUGGCUUUUGUAGUCCCAGUUGUGAACUAUAGGUGGCCUUCAUUUCCAGACAAUCUGAUAAAGGAUGAUUACAGAAGAAAACUAGUCCAAUCAGCACUCUGGUUUGCAGAAUAUGCCCCUGGGCUGUUGCGAUGGUGGGUGACUCAGAAAUGGCUCCCUUCAACUUCUGUCAUGGAAAGAAACCCGGUAUUCUUCAACACCAGAGACAUUGAUGCCCUCAAAACAGCCCCAGGCUUCCCAAUGCUCACUAAGGAUAAAUUACGGCAAAGAGGGGUUUUUGAUACUCUGCAUAAUGACUUUAAAGCAGCUUUCAGCCAUUGGGAUUUUGAUCCGAUGGAUCUGAGUAAUCCAUUCCCGCAAAAUCAGAGCGCCGUCCACAUAUGGCAAGGUUAUGAAGAUAAGGUUGUGCCAUUUCAACUGCAAAGAUACAUUUCGUCAAAACUACCCUGGAUUCAGUAUCAUGAAGUUCCUGAUGGUGGGCAUUUGAUCAUCCAUUAUGCUGGUUUAUGUGAAGUCAUUCUCAGGACACUUCUGCUUGGUGAAGAAUCACUUCACUACAAACCUAUUACAGCCAAAACUGUAUCAUAAAUGUUAAAUACUAAACAUGUUCACUGUGUAGAUUGAUUCAUUUAGAGAAUCACAGCAUGUACAUUUGUGAUUGGAAA